This is a messenger RNA of Anoplopoma fimbria (sablefish), 2339 nucleotides long. RefSeq names its product tetraspanin 14 (gene tspan14). The coding region runs from base 142 to 948 and encodes 268 amino acids. Gene Ontology annotation, biological process: protein localization to plasma membrane; regulation of vascular endothelial growth factor signaling pathway; protein maturation. Gene Ontology annotation, cellular component: membrane. The transcript is spliced from 9 exons. NCBI's taxonomy places the organism in Eukaryota, Metazoa, Chordata, Actinopteri, Perciformes, Anoplopomatidae. The record is from RefSeq and is a predicted model, not a curated record.
AGUUGUGUUGUGUUUCUGGCGGAAGCAGCAGAAGAAGAAGUCCUCAGCAGGGUGUGCUGGUUAAACUCUGUGGAUCGAUACCGUCAUCAAUAAACAUAUCGGUGACAUAUGUGCUCUGAAGGACCGGGCUGAGGUCUGAAGAUGUACUACUAUCGGUAUGAGAGCGCUGAGGUCAGCUGCUGCUACAAAUACCUCAUGUUCAGCUACAACAUCAUCUUCUGGCUGGCUGGAGUUGCCUUUAUUGCAGUUGGUUUCUGGGCGUGGAGUGAAAAGGGAGUCCUGUUGGAUUUGACCCAGGUGACCCGGCUGCAUGGUUUCGACCCAGUCUGGUUGGUCCUGGUGGUUGGCGGAGUCACCUUCAUCCUGGGCUUUGCCGGCUGUGUGGGAGCUCUGAGAGAAAACAUCUGUCUCCUGAAGUUUUUUUCCGGUGUGAUCGGCUUCAUCUUCGUCCUGGAGCUGACGGCUGCGGUACUGGCGGUGGUUUUUCAGAGUCAGGUCAGAGAGUGGAUCAACGACUUCUUCCUGGCAAACGUUAAAGGGUACAGAGACGACAUCGACCUGCAGAACCUCAUCGACUCUCUGCAGAGGAUGAACCACUGCUGUGGAGCUCAGGAACCAAACGACUGGAAUCUAAACGUUUAUUUUAGCUGUAACGGAACCCAUCGCAGCAGAGAGAAGUGUGGAGUUCCUUUCUCUUGCUGCAUCACUGAUCCUGCUGACUCUGUGGUGAACACUCAGUGUGGAUACGACGUGAGAAACAGACCGAAGAGAGAGUGGACUGAUCACAUCUACACUAAAGGCUGCAUCGCUGCUUUGGAGGAUUGGUUACCUGGAAACCUCUACACGGUGGCCAUCGUCUUCAUCGUCAUCUCUCUGCUGCAGAUGGUGGGGAUCUACCUGGCCAGGACUCUGAUCUCCGACAUCGAAAAGGUCAAUUUCAGCUACUGAGGCCGCACCCAUAUGGGGUGGGGCUUCUUACACAGGAGGCGUGGCCUCUGCCUGGGGACCUAGUUUCUUCAGAUGUGCCUUCUUCUUCAGUCACUCUGCUGUACCUGCCUUCACUUCCUGUCAUCAGUCAGAUGACCUUCUGAUAACCUUGUUGCUAUGGUUACUGAAAACAUGGCCUCCUGUUGAAUGUGCGACAGCAUGAAUCUGUCUUAUGUACUUUUUGAUGUUUUGUCUCUGAGAGCUUCUUCAUCCAACAGAAGACGAAGCUCUGCACCAGACUGCCUUCACUUUUCCUGCCAUUUAAGAAUGAACACACUUUGAUUCAAACUGCAGCUUACUGUUCAGUGCCUCCUUCAUCAUCAUCAUCAUCACCAUCAUCGUAUUCAUCGUCAUCAUCAUCACCAUCGUCAUCAUCAUCUUCAGGUUGAACUCAGGUCUUUUUUUGUGAGUCCUGAAUUGAUUCAGUUUACUGUGAUUUACUGGAGAAUAAGACAAAUGUAUGAUUGAUAAAUGACUGCAUGAAUAAAUUGAUUAUCAAAAUGUGAUCACUUAUUGAUUAGUGAUCAGUUAUUGAAAUAAUUCCAGAUUUAUUGAAUCGUUGCAGUCCCAAACGCCAUAAGAAGGAAACAAACAUUGAAACUUGUCUUUUAGAGGUGGGGCCAUCGAUGGCUCGGCCUCUCAUUGGAUAACUGAAGGUUCAGACCAAAGAAGAAGAAAAGGAGUAGAAGGGGAGUUCCUAUUCAAAUCCACGUAGCGACGUUAGCUUCCAUAUCUCACUGAGGUUCUUCGCCGACGACGGAAACGAAGCGUAGAGAGCAGAGUAACACUCACAGCGCAGGAAAGCACGUGGAAUUAGCACACUAGCUAACGAGCAGACAGCUGCCGUGCCUGUGCUUUAAUGCUAACGUUGCACUGGUGACAGAAAAAGAGCCAAUCAGUGGGCUGGUGACCGGGCGAACCCCCCCCCCAUAUCUUUGUCACAUGUUCGGUGAGAAGGUUCUGUUCCUACAAUCAGAACGACACAUCCUGAACACAGAGUCAGAAACCACAGAAGAACAAUCCGAGUUCAGCUGAAGGUCAUGUGAUCACGUGUUUGGUUGAAUAUGAAGACUUUAUGGAUACUGAAGCUUUGAAUGAAUAAAGUUUUUCUUUAAAUGUUUUGUAUGAAUAAAGAUUUUUGAGCCAAUGAGAACAAAGUAUUGUUUAAUCUUCUGCUUUAACCGAUUUUUUUUUUUUUUCUGUUAAUGAAUUCAUGAUUUAAUUGUAGUUUUUGUGUUUGAGUUUUAUUCUAAUGGGAUUCUUUUUUUUUAUAAAAGUGAAUUUUUUAUGUCUUUUUAUACUCAGCAUAAUAAAAAUGAAGUUUGGUCCGAGUGGUUCCCUUCUUUUUAUUG